Messenger RNA from Spodoptera frugiperda (fall armyworm), 1412 nucleotides. RefSeq lists its product as uncharacterized. Gene Ontology annotation, cellular component: cytoplasm. Gene Ontology annotation, molecular function: (2E,6E)-farnesyl diphosphate synthase activity; dimethylallyltranstransferase activity. Gene Ontology annotation, biological process: trans, trans-farnesyl diphosphate biosynthetic process. Lineage: Eukaryota; Metazoa; Arthropoda; Insecta; Lepidoptera; Noctuidae. The transcript is spliced from 5 exons. Bases 263 to 1384 code for a protein of 373 amino acids. The record is from RefSeq and is a predicted model, not a curated record.
AAUAGUAUAUACAUGAGACUGUAUCAUUUUAUGUCGCCUUGGUACCAGACAAUGAGUCUCACAGUUUCGUUUAUUGUUUCCUAUUUCUCAAUCUAAUAGCUUAUACAUCAAUCUUUUUUAUAAUAAGUGAUCAACACUCAGAAAUAAUAUAAAUAACCUUGGUUUUCCUGUCAAUAAUACGGUAAGUAGGUACCAACAUUGACUUUGAAUAAAUUCCCAGCCAGUACUUUGAUAAAAGUCGGUUCCUCGAGUCGGAUCAAUAAUGGCUAAGUUACUGCGAUACAGCCGCUUGUUCUACAAUCAAUUGCGACCUUUACAUUCAAAUAAUCUGAGUGUUCCAAUUAUAAAUCUGGAAAAGGAAAAGCGAGCGUUCCAAGCUGUCCUUCCAGAAUUUAUUGAUGAUGUUAUAACACGGCCUAAGAUAAAACAGCUGCCAGAAGUCGCAUCAUGGAUGAAGCAGCUCUUAGAAUACACGUUAACCGGGGGAAAGCUGGGCAGAGGCUUAAUGGCGUCCACGGGGUACAAAAUGUUUGAAGAUCCUGACCAUUUCUCGGUAAAAACACAACACUCCGCUCGGCUCCUCGGCUGGUGUGUAGAAAUGUUGCACACAUCACUAAUAGUAUUCGAUGAUGUCCUGGAUGGCGGGACAGUGCGACAUGGUAAGCCAAGUUGGCACGUGCGACGCAGCAUCAGCAACUAUGCUUUCACCGACGCCAUGCUGAUACACCAUGCUAUGAUGGACGUAUUAGAACUGUACUUCGGGAAAACGCCUUUUUAUAAUAAUAUGUCUAGUUUGUUUCAAGAGGCAACGUACCGAGCCGUAAUUGCCGAGCACAUGGACUUAUGUUCAGGCUAUAACAAGGAUACGGACAAUAUCGAAAUAUUCACCAUGAGUCACCUCCAUGAUAUAGCCACAUACAAGUCAGCCUACUAUUCCUUCAAGUUGCCAAUAUUUGCUGUACUGCUUCUAGUGAAGAAUGGGCAGAACUUAGCUACUGCGGGACUACAUGAGUUUUGUAUGGAAUUAGGAAUACUGAUGCAAGCACAGGACGAUUACCUGGACGCUUACGGCAACGAGACAGUCAUAGGCAAAAACUGCAGAGAUAUCCAAGAAGGAAAAUGUACUUGGUUCUCAGUAACUGCGCUACAGCGCUGCAACUCCGCUCAACGUUCCAUCUUCAAAGAAUACUACGGCAGCAAUGACUUGGAACAUGUGCAGCGCAUCAAGCAGCUUUAUGAUGAACUGAACCUGCGUCAUGUGUAUGAAGAGUAUGAGCUCAAAAUGUAUGAAGAUCUGUUGCGUCGAAUAGACGAAGUGCCCCACCAAGGGGGGAGGACUCUGCUCACAGGAAUAUUAAAUUCUUGUUAUAAAAGAGUUAAAUAAUAAAAGAGCUAAUUACAUAUGCUGAAAA